CGGCCGGAGAGCGCCCGCGUUAAUGAUGGCCCACCUCUCCCCCCUUCCCUGGGCGUUUGCCCGGGGCCUCGCCUCCUACAGCAAGACCCGCGUCCGGGAGCCGUCUCCCCUCCCUCUCGCAACCAGAGAGCGAAGCGGCUACUUCGAUUCUCCCCCAAAGUAACGAGGAAACCUGGGCUCUCCCGCCGCCCGGAGACUCCCCACCGAGUUGGACAGAGGAGGGGCCGAGGCGUCCCUCUGCGUCUGAGCCUCUAGGAAUACGCAGAGUGCCACAGCGCCCCUGAUUAUUCCUCCACCUCCAUCCAUCCCUUCCCUCUAGCAGGUCGAACCGAAGGACUGGGCGAAGGCGCCGCGUCCUCUGAAAGCUAGGCGGGGAGGGAGGAAGAUCCGAGGUUGGAGGCUCCCUUGCGGGAGGGAGAGGCAAAGGGAGCCCUGGCCGGGACCCCUGGGACGGGCACGGGCAGCCCUCUAGCUAUCUAGCCGUGCGCUGCUUGGGGCGAGGGGUUCGGUUCUAUGCCCCCACAGCUGCGAAGCUGUCCCCAGGGCCAACAGAGCAGCUGCAGGAAACCGAGAAGGGGGAGCCGGGGGGGUGGCAGGUCUAUUAAAAACCUGGACCGCCUGCGGCCGGACAAGGGGAGGGAGAGACUUCCAGAAGCGCCGAGACUAGCUGGCCCCGUCCCCCAACCCUUCCACGCAUGCUCCCGCUGGACACGUGCAACUGCUCGGCGCCUUGAGGGGGUCUCCCCGGCAUCCUCACCGUCUCCCGAGCGGCCAGGUCUCCCUGCCUGAGAGCAUGUGGGGAAGACAAAAGCGGGUCGGGGGCUUCUCUGAUGCUUGCAGGUCUAAGUGAGUCGGUUCUGCCAAGCAAAGGAUGAUGCCCUCCUGCCCACCUGGCAAGAUGCCUGCGCCAUGGCUUUGGUGGCUCCAGCUCCUCCUUUGUGUCCCAUCCUCCAUAGCAGUCUUGCCUGGCCAGGCGGACGAGCUGAAAGUGGCCACCCAGACGGGCUGGGUGCGUGGCAUGCGGAUGCCCGUUCUCGGAGGCCACGUCUCGGCCUUCCUGGGCAUCCCCUUUGCGGAGCCUCCCGUGGGCAGGAUGCGCUUCCUGCGCCCUGAGCCUGUGAGGCCCUGGCAGCACAUUCUCGAUGCCACUUCCUACCAGCGCGCCUGCUACCAGAUGGUGGACAACACCUACCCAGGAUUCCAUGGCACGGAGAUGUGGAACCCCAACUGGGGGAUGAGCGAAGACUGCCUCUACCUCAACAUCUGGGUGCCCUCCCCCCGCCCGAAGAACAUCUCCGUCCUGGUCUGGAUCUACGGAGGGGGCUUCUACAGCGGCUCUGCCUCCCUGGAUGUCUAUGAUGGCCGCAUCCUGACCUACACACAGAACGUCAUCCUGGUCUCCCUUAGCUACCGCGUGGGGGCCUUGGGCUUUUUGGGCCUCCUGGGGAGUCAGGAGGCACCGGGGAACAUGGGGCUGCUGGACCAGCGCUUGGCCUUGCAGUGGAUCCAGAACAACAUCCAGCAUUUUGGGGGCAAUCCGAAAGCGGUCACCAUCUUUGGGGAGAGUGCUGGGGCCGCUUCAGUGGGCAUGCACCUGCUUUCUGCCCAGAGCCGGGCCCUCUUCCAGCGGGCUAUUCUGCAGAGCGGUGCACCCAAUGCGCCAUGGGCCACCGUGACACCUGCAGAAAGUCGGCGCCGCGCAACCCUUCUGGGAAAGCAGGUGGGCUGCCACUUCACCAAUGAUUCCGAGCUGGUCAUUUGCUUGCGCUCUAAAACCCCUCAGCAGCUGAUUGACGAGGAGUGGUCUGUCCUGCCCUACAAGAGCACUUUCCGCUUCCCCUUCGUGCCGGUAAUUGACGGGGACUUCUUUCCAGACACCCCCGAGGCCAUGCUCGGCACAGGCAACUUCAAGGAGACCCAGGUUCUGCUGGGAGUGGUCAAGGAUGAGGGCUCCUACUUUCUGAUCUACGGGGUGCCCGGCUUCAGCAAGGACAACGAGAGCCUCAUCAGCCGGGAUGACUUCCUGGAAGGGGUGCGGAUGAGCGUGCCACAUGCCAACGACAUCGCCACCGAGGCUGUCGUGCUACAGUAUACAGACUGGCAGGACGAAGACAGCGGGGAGAAGAACCGGGAGGCCAUGGACGACAUCGUGGGGGACCACAAUGUCAUCUGCCCAGUCAUGCAUUUUGCCAAUCACUACGCAAAGCGCGGCAACAAGGUGUACACCUAUCUGUUUGACCACCGGGCCUCCAACCUCGUUUGGCCCCAGUGGAUGGGGGUCCCCCACGGCUAUGAGAUCGAGUUUGUCUUUGGACUGCCCCUCAAUGACACCCUGAACUACACGGCCCAAGAGAAGGAGCUGAGCCGCAGGAUGAUGCAUUACUGGGUCAACUUCGCCCGGACAGGGAGCCCCACUGAACCUGCUGAGGACAGGGCCUGGCCAUCCUACACCACCUCCCAGCAGCAGUAUGUCCAGCUCAACACCCAGCCGCUGGCCACCCAGCGCAACCUACGUGCCCAGAUCUGUGCUUUCUGGAACCACUUUCUCCCCAAACUACUGAGCGCGACAGACAACAUUGAGGAGGCCGAGCGGCAGUGGAAACUGGAGUUCCAUCUCUGGAGCGCCUACAUGAUGCAUUGGAAGAGUCAGUUCGACCACUACAACAAGCAGGACCGCUGCUCGGAGCUGUGAUGGGAGGAGCUGGCAUCGGCCCCCAGGCGCCCUCCCCCAACUUCGCUGACAAGGAGCCGGUUUGUCUCUUGAUCCAAAGCACCCGGAGGAGCCCAGCACCAGCCCCCCCACCCCCCGCAGCAAGUUGAUCUACUGCUCCUUGGGGAGGCCACCCCCUCGGUCUCGAUUGCCCCUUGCCGGCCCCCCAGCCCUCCCCAUCCUGUGCCCUGAGCCUGCCCACUCAGCAGGGAUUUGUAUAUAUUUAUUUAAAGAGGAAAUGUGGUAAAUAUAUAGCUAUAUAUAUAUAUAUAUAUAUUUAAUCUAUAUCUAUAUUUGAACUGUAUAUAGCACCAGAGCUGCAGCAGAUGCUGCAACAGGCGAACCCCCCUUCUGCUUUC
Pantherophis guttatus is the source of this 3069-nucleotide messenger RNA. RefSeq names its product acetylcholinesterase (Yt blood group) (gene ACHE). Gene Ontology annotation, biological process: acetylcholine catabolic process; choline metabolic process. Gene Ontology annotation, molecular function: acetylcholinesterase activity. Lineage: Eukaryota; Metazoa; Chordata; Lepidosauria; Squamata; Colubridae. Gene Ontology annotation, cellular component: plasma membrane. The record is from RefSeq and is a predicted model, not a curated record.